This is a messenger RNA of Medicago truncatula (barrel medic), 2713 nucleotides long. Its product is annotated as probable methionine--tRNA ligase. Gene Ontology annotation, cellular component: cytosol; aminoacyl-tRNA synthetase multienzyme complex. The transcript is spliced from 17 exons. NCBI's taxonomy places the organism in Eukaryota, Viridiplantae, Streptophyta, Magnoliopsida, Fabales, Fabaceae. Gene Ontology annotation, biological process: methionyl-tRNA aminoacylation. The record is from RefSeq and is a predicted model, not a curated record. The coding region runs from base 126 to 2525 and encodes 799 amino acids. Gene Ontology annotation, molecular function: tRNA binding; ATP binding; methionine-tRNA ligase activity.
UAUUGAAAAUCAAUAUCCCUCCCAGCGCGUUUUCCCGGCUUUUGUUCGUUUAAGUCGUCAUAUUGCUUAGCUUGAGUGCCACGUAAUACAUUUUCUUAUCGCCGGCGAACGAAACCGUGUGGUUAAUGGCAGAAAAUCAGAGAGCGGCGAAGGUUCCGGUGGAAGGAAAACGGAACAUCCUCAUCACAAGUGCACUUCCUUAUGUCAACAACGUUCCUCAUCUCGGCAACAUCAUUGGAUGUGUGUUGAGUGCCGACGUUUAUGCUCGUUACUGUCGACUUAGGGGUUACAAUGUUCUCUACAUUUGUGGUACUGAUGAGUAUGGUACUCCAAUUGUUACUAGAGCUUUGGAACAGAAUUGUUCUCCUAAACAAAUUGCUGACAAAUACCAUGCUAUUCAUAAGGAGGUCUACGAUUGGUUUGAUAUAAGUUUUGAUAAAUUUGGGCGAACCUCUUCUCCUGAGCAAACUGAAAUUUGCCAGUCAAUUUUCCAAAAGAUAUUUGAUAACAAAUGGAUCUCCGAGAGAACAAUGGAGCAGCUUUACUGCGAUACCUGCGAGAGGUUCUUGUGUGAUCGGCUUGUGGAAGGUACCUGUCCAACUCCUGAGUGUGAGUAUGGUUCUGCACGAGGUGACCAAUGCGAUAAGUGUGGAAAGCUUCUCAAUCCUACAGAGUUGAAGAAUCCUAGGUGCAAGGUUUGUGAAAAAAGUCCUCGUCUUCGUGAUACAGACCACUUAUUUCUUGAGCUUCCUCUGUUCAAAGAUAAAUUGGAAAAAUAUGUCAACGAGAUGUCUGUGGUCGGAUCCUGGAGUCAGAACGCUAUUCAAACAACCAAUGCACGGCUAAGAGAUGGAUUAGAGCGACGCUGUAUAACUAGAGAUCUGAAGUGGGGGGUUCCUGUUCCACAUGAAAAAUAUAGUAAUAAGGUUUUCUAUGUGUGGUUUGAUGCGCCUAUUGGUUAUAUAUCAAUCACCGCAUGCUACACACAUGAUUGGGAGAAAUGGUGGAAAAACCCAGAGAAUGUGGAGCUGUAUCAGUUUAUGGGAAAAGACAAUGUGUUCUUCCACACGGUAAUAUUUCCAUCUACUCUACUCGGAACCGGUGAAAAUUGGACUUUAAUGAAGACUAUUAGUGUUACUGAAUACUUGAAGUAUGAAUCAGGGAAGUUUUCUAAGAGCGAUGGCAUCGGGGUAUUCGGUAAUGAUGUGAAGGACACUAAUAUUCCCGUUGAAGUGUGGAGAUAUUACCUGCUCAUAAAUAGGCCCGAGGUAUCAGAUACAGACUUUACAUGGCCUGACUUGCAAGCAAAAUUAAAUAAUGAGUUGCUGAAUAAUUUGGGAAACUUCGUCAACCGAGUUUUGAGUUUUAUUGCCAAACCUGAAGGUGAAGGAUAUAAUUCCACUGUUCCUGCUGUUCCUGAGGAUGUAAGUGGCGACUCCCAUGAUCCAACCAAAAAAUUGGCCGAUAAAGUUUCCGCAUAUUUGGAUCAAUACAUAGAAGCCAUGGAAAAGGUUAAAUUAAAGCAAGGAUUAAAAAUUGCAAUGAGUAUAUCAGGCGAGGGGAAUGCAUAUUUGCAGGAAACUGCAUUUUGGCGCCUUUACAAGGAAAACCGAUCUCUCUGCUCUCUUGUUAUAAAAACUGCUGCUGGGAUUGUAUAUCUUCUUGCUUGUUUAUUGGAACCCUUUAUGCCAUCUUUCACUCUUGAGGUAUUUAAGCAGCUAAAUUUGUCUGUGGAGGUUCAUCUUUCACUUUCUGAUGAUAAAGGCGACGUUGAUAGAGUAAGAAGACCCUGGGAUAUUCUAAGUGCUGGUCAUAAAAUUGGAACACCCAAGCCAUUGUUCAGGGAGUUGAAAGAUGAAGAAUUGGAGGGCUACAAGAAUAAGUUUGCAGGAAGUCAAGCUGAUAGGAUUAUACGUGCAGAGGCUGAAGCUGAAAAUGUUGCUGAACAAUUGAAGAAAACAGAAGUUUCAGAUAGCAAAGGGAAGAGAAAACAAUCCGAUGGAGCCAAAAACAAGGCUGCUGCUGAACAAGAUAUCACGAUCACCAGGCUUGAUAUUCGGGUUGGUCUCAUAAAAAAGGCUGAAAAGCAUCCUGAUGCUGAUUCGUUAUACAUUGAAGAGAUUGAUGUUGGUGAAGAACAAACAAGAACCGUUGUCAGUGGACUUGUCAAGUAUAUACCAGUUGACCAACUGCAGAACCGAAAGGUAUGUGUACUUUGCAACCUAAAGCCAGCAACCAUGAGGGGAAUUAAAUCUCAAGCAAUGGUUCUUGCUGCUUCCAAUGAUGAUCACACUAAGGUUGAGUUGGUUGAACCGCCCAGUUCUGCUUGUGUUGGAGAAAGAAUUACUUUUCCAGGACAUGAAGGGAAGCCUGACGAACUCUUAAACCCGAAGAAGAAAAUUUGGGAGACAUUGCAAACAGAGCUGCACACAAAUGAAGAGCUAGUUGCAUGCUACAAAAAUGUUCCACUUACCACAUCAGCUGGUGUUUGCAAGGUUUUAUCCAUAACUGGAUCAAUAAGGUAGAUAGAGAGAAAGAUUGAAAGAUAAAAGACAGCAUAGUUUAUCCCCUUAUAUUCUGACUAGCAGAUCUGGAAGUUUUUCAUAUUUUCAUGUUGUCAUAAUUGUAGAAUUUACGUUGAGUAAUUUAACUGCGUAUUUUAGAUGAACUGUUGCAAUGUGCCAACUUGUUAAUAUAAUUGAUUAUAUUUUCU